Messenger RNA from Nestor notabilis (Kea), 3076 nucleotides. It is a transcript of the gene ZDHHC8, whose product is annotated as zinc finger, DHHC-type containing 8. Bases 95 to 2269 code for a protein of 724 amino acids. The transcript is spliced from 11 exons. Gene Ontology annotation, molecular function: palmitoyltransferase activity. The record is from RefSeq and is a predicted model, not a curated record. Lineage: Eukaryota; Metazoa; Chordata; Aves; Psittaciformes; Psittacidae. Gene Ontology annotation, biological process: protein palmitoylation.
UCUCCACAGGUGCCCCUGGUUGACAAAAGCCAUCUCCCCAGCCAUCCCAGUGUACAAUGGGCUCGUGUUCUUGUUUGUACUGGCAAACUUCAGCAUGGCAACUUUCAUGGACCCUGGAGUUUUCCCUCGAGCAGAUGAAGAUGAAGAUAAAGACGACGACUUCCGAGCUCCACUCUACAAGAAUGUGGAGAUUAAAGGAAUCCAAGUACGGAUGAAAUGGUGUGCCACCUGCCACUUCUACCGCCCUCCUCGCUGCUCCCACUGCAGCGUCUGUGACAACUGUGUUGAGGAUUUUGACCAUCACUGCCCAUGGGUCAACAAUUGCAUAGGACGGAGGAACUAUCGCUAUUUUUUUCUCUUCUUGCUGUCCUUAAGUACACACAUGGUUGGAGUAUUCACCUUUGGGCUCAUCUUCGUACUAAACCAUAUGGAAAAGCUGGGAGCAGCUCAUACUACCAUUACAAUGGCUGUCAUGUGUGUGGCUGGGUUAUUCUUUAUUCCAGUCAUUGGUCUCACUGGCUUCCAUAUUGUUCUAGUGGCCCGAGGGCGCACAACGAAUGAACAGGUGACAGGUAAAUUCCGUGGAGGAGUGAAUCCUUUUACCCGAGGAUGCUGUGGAAAUGUGGAACAUGUGCUCUGCAGCCCCUUGGCUCCCAGUCACCAUCUUCCACCACAGGAAAGCUGUUUCAUGUUAAGUAGGUACGUAGUUGAGCCCAAGAAAAAGCAAGCUGUGAGUGUGAAGCCUCCUUUCCUCAGACCUGAUUUAUCUGAGCGUCAGAUCACAGUGAAGAUCAGUGACAACGGGAUCCAAGCCAACCUCAACCGGAGCAAGUCCAAAAUUAGCCUGGAAGGUCUGGAGGAUAAAAGUAUGGAUGUGCAACCACCUCUCCCACCCAAAGGAGAUCCAAGCAAGUACUCUGAACUAAAAGGGCAGCUGGGGACCAGUGAAGAAGGCAGCCUUUCACCCAAACUUAUCAGCCCUCCUACACCUGCCAUGUACAAGUACCGACCAGCUUUCACCAACAAUCCCAAAGUGCACUACCAUGCUACGGCCGAGCAGAUCACCAUGCAGGAGGGACACAGUCAAGGGGCUCUGAUAGAAGAGGAUGGCAGGAGCCUUGAUUACCAGUCCGAACCCAGCUUGGACAUCCCCAGCUACCGGAAGAGCUCCCUCCACAAGACCUAUCAGUCUUCCCCACUCCAGAUAGAUUCCUUUGCCAUCAAUUCACGAUCCCUGAGCCUGAAAUCUGCUGGCAGGAAAGGGACAGACAAAGUGCCCCUUCAUCCAAUAAAGUCUGAAGGGGCGGCUUCCACCCCUUACAAAAGCAUCUUUUCUCCCAAUUCCCUGUCAAACAGAAAUGGGAGUCUUUCAUAUGACAGUUUGCUAAACCCCAUGUCACCCUCGGGGAGGAAGUGCAUUGCUCAUUCUGCUGUCAGCUCUGUUGGGUACCACUCCCCCUAUUUAUCAGCCAAAAUGUGCCAUCUUCGGGGGAGCGAGCUGCAGCGCCAACCACCGCAGAGCUUCAGCCCAGUGCUGGGGGGUCCAGCUCCACAUCAGCGAGACCCCUCCCCAGUCCGCUAUGAUAACCUUUCCAAAACCAUUAUGGCAUCCAUCCAGGAGAGGAAAGAGAUGGAAGAGAGGGAGAAGCUCCUCCACUCUCACCCUGAUUCAGUGUUUGCAGACUCAGGUGUCUAUGACACCCCUAGCUCUUACAGCCUUCAGCAAGUCAGCACGCUCUCUGAAGACCCACGCAGCAUGGCAAUGAGAUAUGGAUCUAGAGACAAUCUGAUGGCUGCUACCAGUUUUAGCACAAGGAACCCUAUACUGCAGUCCUCAGUGUCUUCACUCUCAAGUGCAAUGACAAGAGCACCAAGGACUUCCACAACCUCUCUGCAAGCUGAUUUAGCCAAUAAUAAUGUCCAAACCCAUCAAGCACUACAGAGCAGGGUGAGCAAUGGCUCCUACAAGUCUCCAGGCCACCAGGUCCCGUCGUCCCCCACAGGGAUGCCUAGGUCACCCUCUUAUGGAGGCCCGAAGGCUGUCUCGUUUGUAAACACUGUGGAAAUUACAGAGGUGCAAUCAGUGGGAGCACAAAGGGAUGACAUGCAGUUGAAGACACCUCACAAUAAAAUUAAUGGACAGCCAAAAGGAAUAUCCAGGUUGGGCUCAACAUCAAGUUCCCAGGGGACGCCUGUCAGCCCUGCUAGACACUCAAAUGUUAAGAAGGUGUCUGGAGUUGGUGGAACAACCUAUGAAAUUUCAGUGUAAAAUAAAAUUAAUUAAAGAGCCAUCCACUCAGCCAGCCAUGAAGCUAGGAGCACUGUGAAGACUCAAACAACAACAAAGAAGGAGCAGCAGCAGCCGGCCACUCUCCUUUUCUUGUUUUGAGUUUGUUCUGUUUCCAUCUUUCUCUUUUGGCCAAAAAACCAGCUGCAGCCUUAUUCUUGAGGGAAUAAAAUUGUACAGUCCAUCAGACUCUUCCUGAAACAACAGGCAGGAGCUGGCUAUGACCUAACACCACAACCACAGAGCGGAUUUAUUUCGUGCAAGAGAGCGCUAAAGCCAUUGUGCGUGUGUCUGUCCAAUAAACCUGUUGUGUACCAGUUGUGCUGUGAAAAAGUACGGUCAGUCCAGGAUCAUUCAGUUUUUCCCAUGCCCCUUCCCAGUUCUUCUGACCAGCGAUGUGUCGGGCAGGAGUCAGAGGCCCAACUGCUGUUUUCCUACCGACGGGGAAAGCAGGCUUCCUGUGCUGGGCAGUCUGCAUGUGUGAGAACUGCUCUGUGUCCCCUAGGCAUUGCAGGUUGGGUUCCUUCUCCUGGGAAGGAGCAAGGCAAGGGCACUUGGGCCACAACCACCGUGUCGUCUUUAAAUGCCUCCCUGGUCCCAGAUGGGAGCAGGAGAAAGGAUAGCAACAGCUUCUCACUGUCUGCCAUUCGCCUCCCUGUGUGUGAAACUGUGUGCGUGCGCGCGUGUUCGUCUCUCGUGGAAAAGUACUGCACCACCAGUAAGGAUCUUCCACUCUGACCUCUGCUCCCUCUGGUUUUUAAAGGCUUCUCUGACUCAGAAACAAAACCA